CAGUGAAAGGCAGACAUGUGCUUGCCGUGCCAGCAGACCAAUGCACAGACAGCUGGCUUUCUCUCCUUGACUCCCCUAACUAUCUCCCUCUUUCUUUCCCCUCCACAGUGGCUCUAUUAAUUCUAUCUCCUCCUUUCCUUUCCUCUCUUCUUAUUUCCCCUGCAGUUUCCCCUGCGCAGACGGAUAAAAAUAAUUGUCCUAUAGCAGAGCUUGUGUAAUCGCUGGCUUCACAAGCACGGGAGCCACUGCCUCAACACCGGCCCAAUAAGGAAUACCAAGCACUGGACUGAACACCACAGUGUUGAAGAAAAGGAGAGAACAUUUUCUAAACUUCAAGGAAGAAGGAUACAGUAAGGAAUACAGAGAGUGACAGAAGAAGAGAGAAGAAACAGAGUGAGGAGGGCAGGAGGAGUGAAGUGUUAGGACCAUGCCUGGCUGUCACAUCCGGACGCCCCUGAUGUUGGUGCUCUGCAUGCUGGUGCUGUCCUGUGGGUCAGGAGGUGCCCGGCGGAUCAGAAAGAGAGGGCUUAACCAAAAGGAUCCAGUUGCAGAGGGAGGCGUUCACUACCAGGGUCCCGAGCAUAGUGACGAGCUUGGAGGGCAUUGUGGUGUUGAACGCUGAGCUGUAAAUGAACAACAUUCUCAAGGAGGCAUUCCUGUUCUGUUUCUGGGCCAUCUGCCACGGCCUCUCAGGACUUUUAUGUCCUCCCCAGGAUUAUGAGUAUCCAAAUCAGCAGUCCCAAUCCACGCAGCACCAGAAGAAUGACCGCUGCCCACCCCCACCUCAGAUGCUGCCGGAGCGGGCCUGCGAGGUGCCCGGCUGCCGCUCUGACUCAGAGUGUGAGCGCCACAAGCGCUGCUGCUAUAACGGCUGCAUCUACGCCUGUCUGGAGUCAGUGCAGCCACCACCAGUGCUGGACUGGCUGGUCCAACCCAAGCCUCGGUGGCUGGGAGGGAAUGGCUGGCUUCUAGACGGUCCAGAGGAGGUACUGCAGGCGGAGGCCUGCAGCACCACAGAGGAUGGUGACGAGCCCCUGCACUGUCCCACAGGCUAUGAGUGCCACAUUAUCAACCAAGGAAACCCCGCCGCUGGCAUCCCCAAUCGGGGACAGUGCAUCAAGUCUCGUGGCAACUCUGAUGGACGUCCCAUGAGGCAAAAGUCCUACAAGGACUAUAAGGAUUACUUGGGAAUUGGAAGCAGCUCUAAUAAUGCAGUGGCCUAUGAGAAACAACACCACAAACACAUGGGAUGAGAUCGUAAAAAGCUGGUAGUCUCUUCAGAGCCGCCUCUCCUCAGAUCUUCAGAUACCGCAACACAGAACCUCAGCUAUCAGAGCCCACAUAUCAUACCUCUCUUGACAACGGAACACAGAACAACCAGACAACCCUACGGUGCUUUACACUUCCCAUGUCUGGCCUGGGGGAAAGGAAGAAACCAAGCCUUCAGUUCCUACCUCUUCUCCAACUGGCACACUCCUUUGGUUGUAAUAAUGGUGCAGGCAGGGUUUUAAACAAUACUUUGACAGAUUUACACACACACAGAAACAUGCUUUGGUUUAGUCAUGGGUAAGACGUAAUGGUGUUAUGGUUGAAAAGGAGAAAUGAACAAGACAAAGCCCCUUUCUUGAUCGGUCUCAAAAAAUAACAACCCUUUUUCUAUACACAAUAUCAAAGUAGAUGCACUGAAACCCCCCACAACCAGACACACACACUUAUCUCAUAGAAAUAAGAGAAAAUAAGGACUAUGUGCUGCUGUUGGUCCUCUCACCCUUCAGGCCAGCAGGAUGAAGAUCCCAUAAACACACAGACGAGGAACAGACCCAGAACCACCAACACAAUCCAUACACUCUGCUUACAUGUCAAAGCAUGUCAAUCAUGGUGGGAGAGCAAGCCGGGCCUUAUACCAGUAUGACCCCAUCAUCAACACACAGGAGCUGUUCAAAGUGUUUGUAUCGACUGUACAUGAAAUAGGACAUAUUCCAUUCAGUAUAUUCCCUCAGUCGGUCCAAAAAUGAACAUUAGUAUGACAGAAAGACGGGUGUGAGUGGUUAGGAAUAUCCAUAUCUGGAUUUUAGUACAUCAAAUGGUGCUCGGUUCUAAGGCUGUCUCUUCUAACAGAACAAUAAGCUGGUCUACACGACUGAAUUCCACAACUAAUAAGCUAGAGGUAUGAACAACAUGUAACCAUUUUCUAUGAGGGAGACAGUAAUAUCCAAAUGUCAAACUGGUGCUGUAAUGUUGCUUUGUGUAUUACAAAUAAACUGUAUGUUUGAGGAA
Molecule: messenger RNA, 2277 nt
Organism: Oncorhynchus kisutch (coho salmon)
Lineage: Eukaryota; Metazoa; Chordata; Actinopteri; Salmoniformes; Salmonidae
Product: WAP four-disulfide core domain protein 1
Exons: 8
Coding region: 630-1253 (207 amino acids)
Biological process (GO): regulation of cell growth
Cellular component (GO): extracellular region
Molecular function (GO): peptidase inhibitor activity
Source: RefSeq, a predicted model, not a curated record